Molecule: messenger RNA, 1278 nt
Organism: Fusarium fujikuroi IMI 58289
Lineage: Eukaryota; Fungi; Ascomycota; Sordariomycetes; Hypocreales; Nectriaceae
Product: related to putative cystathionine beta-lyase
Exons: 1
Coding region: 1-1278 (425 amino acids)
Biological process (GO): transsulfuration
Cellular component (GO): cytoplasm
Molecular function (GO): pyridoxal phosphate binding; carbon-sulfur lyase activity
Source: RefSeq, a predicted model, not a curated record
AUGGAUCCAACAGAACAAUGUUUCAGAACCAACUUGGCGAAGGCUUUACCCAGUCUAUCAACCGCCACAAAAGCCGUACACGCAGAUGAUGUCCUCAACAAUGUCGACGACGUGGCACCGCCGAUUCACGUUGCCGCGACCUUCCGCUAUCCACGAAAUCCAGAGUGCAUGCGAGAACACCACGAGAGACCUUCCUAUCCAGUCCUAGACGUUGGGGAGCACUGCUACUCGAGACAAUCCACGCCAGGAUUAUCGCGCCUUGAAGCCGUCUUGUCUUCUGUUCUAGGACAACCCUGCCUUGCCUACUCUUCUGGUCUUGCGGCAUUUCAUGCUUUGCUGAUCAUGUUGAAACCUAAGAAAGUCUCUAUCGGUGUCGGAUACCACGGAUGUCAUGGGACCCUCGAGCUUUAUGCCCGUUCGUCUGGUACAGAGAUACUCUCUCUCGACUGUGCCGUCGACCAAUUAGGUUCCGGCGACUUGAUACACCUCGAGACACCUGUUAAUCCGACAGGAAAAGCAUUUGACAUUCAGUAUUACGCAGACCGCGCCCAUUCCAGAGGUGCCUAUCUCAGCGUAGACUCGACAUUUGCUCCUCCCCCACUUCAAGACGCAUUCAUUCAGGGUGCAGAUAUUGUUAUGCACUCUGGCACAAAAUACAUCGGAGGCCAUUCUGAUUUCCUAUGUGGUAUUCUGGCGGUCAAGAGUGGCAGCCCCGGUGAUGAAUGGCUGCAGCAACUUCAUCGGGAUCGAUUGUACCUUGGGUCUGUCAUGGCAGGUUUCGACAGCUGGCUUGCAACUAGGAGCAUCCGCACUCUAGAGAUGAGAGUUCUCAAACAAAGCCAGUCAGCCGAGGCCAUCGUUAGUGCAUUGAGACUUGGAUUGGUAGGGUCUUGUCGGCAGCCACCCUCGAUAGGUCUCAGCGAGAAAGAAACUAAGAUCAUCCAGAAAGUGGUUAAAGAGGUUCACCACGCCAGCCUGCAAGACGAAGCUAAUAUGAAAGGAAGUUGGCUGCAAAAACAAAUGCCCCGAGGAUAUGGACCUGUGUUUUCUCUAACGCUCCGCAAGGUGGAAUAUGCCCGGAAACUUCCGUCCAAGUUGAUGCUGUUCCAUCACGCAACCAGCCUCGGCGGUGUAGAAAGUUUGAUUGAGUGGAGGACAAUGACGGAUUCGACUGUGACAAAAGACUUCUUGAGAGUGAGCAUUGGCGUGGAGGAUCCAGAAGACCUUUUGGCGGAUCUACUUCGAGGCAUGGGAGCUGUUAUGGCUGAGACUAGUUGA